This is a messenger RNA of Funneliformis mosseae, 257 nucleotides long. Lineage: Eukaryota; Fungi; Glomeromycota; Glomeromycetes; Glomerales; Glomeraceae. The record is from the annotation of a GenBank genome assembly.
GUAUUUUACCGAGUUUCCUUCUUCGUUCCUUACAUUGGAUCACAAACGGGAAUCUUAAAAGAUUUCCAAUUAUGUCAACACCGUUGUCACCUGCUCCCGGGGUGUCCUUAUGCGCGCUUCUUUGGGCAAAGAAACUGUUUCAGGUAUUUCUACCAAGGCUUCGCUUAAGUGUUAUAGCUGUAGCUUUUCGGAAACGGAGAAGAACGUUCACAGUAGGUCGUCCACCAUACGCCAGGUCUGAAAUACCUGACUGGUAA